AUGUUGGUGGUGACACCUAUCUCUCGUUAUCUAUCUAUGUGUCUGUCUGUCUCAGGUAAUUCGCUUUUCUUUUUUUCUCAGUCCGUUUCUAUCUAUCUAUCUAUCUAUCUAUCUAUCUAUCUAUAUAUAUAUAUAUAUAUAUAUAUAUAUAUAUAUAUACAUAUCAUAGCAUUCAUUAAUUCUUCUUUUCGUUCUUCUUCCUCCUCAUACCGUUCAUAUAUCUAUCUAUCUAUCUAUCUAUCUAUCUAUCUAUCUAUCUUACGUCAUUCGCUUUUCUUUUUUCUCAGUCCAGGAAAUUUUAUAGAAAUAAAUAUAUGCAUAUCUAUCUAUCUAUCUAUCUAUCUAUCUAUCUAUCUAUCUAUCUAUCUAAUCCGUUCAUAUCUAUCUUUCUAUCUAUCUAAUCCGUUCAUAUCUAUCUAUCUAUCUAUCUAUCUAUCUAUCUAUCUAUCUAUCUAUCUAAGUGUAUUCAUAUCUAUCUAUCAAUCUAUCUAUCUAAUUCCAUAUCUAAGUGUAAAUAUCUAUCUAUCUAUCUAUCUAUCUAUCUAUCUAUCUAUCUAUCUAUCUAAGUCUGUUCAUAUCUAUCUAUCUCAGUCUGUUCAUAUCUAUCUAAUCCGUUCAUAUCUAUCUAUCUAUCUAUCUAUCUAUCUAUCUAUCUCAUCCGUUCAUAUCUAUCUAUCUAUCUAUCUAUCUCUCUAUCUAUCUAUUUAUCUAUCUAAUCUGUUCAUAUCUAUCUAUCUAUCUAUCUAUCUAUCUAUCUAUCUAUCUAUCUAUUGGGGACAAAUCCAAAUCGGCCUUGGUUUCAUUCUCUCUCUCUCUCUCUCUCUCUCUCUCUUUCACUCCCUCUCUUUCACUCUCUCUCUCUAG
Molecule: messenger RNA, 864 nt
Organism: Acanthosepion pharaonis
Lineage: Eukaryota; Metazoa; Mollusca; Cephalopoda; Sepiida; Sepiidae
Source: the annotation of a GenBank genome assembly